AUGGUUCUCUUUAUGUACGGAAUUGAUACAGUGAAUAGUGCUCGUAUAUUGUUACUUCCAAUGUAUACGAAAAAACACGUCGUUGGAUUUGGGAAAGUUGCCGAUGCUAUAGCUACAAAUGGGCAUGAUGUCACAAUGUUGAUACCAUCGUGUGACAAAGCCCCGCCUAACAGUAAUUCGUACAGGAUAAAGACAGUACCAGUGAGUUUGACGCCGACUGACGUAGAGAAGAAAAGCCUGGACCAGAUACAGAUUGCCAUCAAUGAAGGGUUCAGUAUCCAUAUGUUUCGAAAUCUUUCCAAAUUUAUGGCUGGAAUCUGCGAUGACAUAUUCAGUAACCUACCUGACCUCACAGAAUUCAAUCGCAUCAAUGAAUUUGACCUUGCCGUAGUUGACUCUAAUAACAUUUGUGGGUUACUCUAUGUUGAGUAUUUUAAAUUACCGUUCAUCAGUUACGCGUUUACCACGGUAGAAGAGAAAAAUUGGCAUGCACCUCAACCAUUAUCGUACGUACCUGUUAGUAUGUCGGCCCUCACAGACAAAAUGACUUUCACGGAAAGACUAAAAAAUACUCUCAUUUAUUUGGUCUCUGACAUAUUUCGCGAUGUACUAUAUCUCGCACAGUUUAGAGAAAUACAGAAUAAAUACAACAUAGUUCCUGAUACAAAGAUUGUGAACAUUGCAUCAAAGGCCAGUCUGUGGUUGUGGGCUUCGGACUUUGCCUUUGAGUUUCCCCGUCCUCUGAUGCCACACGUUAUACCAAUUGGGUCAUUCACAGCAGAGAAAGUAAAACCACUUUCUAAGGAGCUAGAUGAUUGGAUACGAGGAUCAGGUGACCAUGGUAUUGUUGUAUUCUCUAUGGGUUCGCAAACUAGAGACUUGGGACGUAACUUGACUGUGGACAUAGCUUCCGCCCUAUCACGGUUACCACAAAGAAUUGUGUGGCGACACGACGGAGAAACACCCAACACUCUCGGGAGUAAUACCAAGAUCGUCAAAAAAUGGAUGCCACAAAACGAUUUACUUGCCAAUCCAAAUACUCGUCUCUUCGUGACCCACGGUGGUGCCAGUGGCGUGCAUGAAGGAUUACAUCAUGGCGUACCUAUGUUAUGCAUACCGAUAUACGGCGAUCACUAUGAUAAUGCUGCUAAAAUGAAGUCCAAAGGUAUCGGAAAUUACAUCGAUUACAAAACAAUGACGCCAGACAGUUUUUACCAAAUGAUGACAGAUAUAAUAACAGAUGAUAGAUACAAAAAGAGAGCUCAGAAGUUAUCCGCCAUUUCCCGAGAUAAGCCGAUGACUGCCGAAGAAUCUGUUGUAUACUGGGUAAACUAUGUAUUGAAACAUGGCACAGAUCAUCUGAUAUCCCAAGUACCCAACCUCUCGUGGUAUCAAUAUUUUUUAAUGGACGUAGCCGCGUUCGUGGUAGUUGUUGCCUUGGUAAUAUUUUACGUCAUUAAAAAGACGGGCGCAAUAUUAUUAGCAUUAUGCUGUAGAAAAUCUAAGAAACAAAAAAAGAAAACUGCAUAACUUGUAAAGCGUCUCAAAGCUUUAAUUAAUUCCAAGCGAAUAUAAAGUAUUUCACAGUAUAUAUAUUGCACUUAAUUGUGGUGUUUCCUGUAAAGUAAAGUGUAAAAUGCGGGAAAGUAAAAAUCAAGAACGGUGUUGG
Messenger RNA from Saccoglossus kowalevskii, 1669 nucleotides. Its product is annotated as 2-hydroxyacylsphingosine 1-beta-galactosyltransferase-like. Gene Ontology annotation, molecular function: UDP-glycosyltransferase activity. Lineage: Eukaryota; Metazoa; Hemichordata; Enteropneusta; Harrimaniidae. The record is from RefSeq and is a predicted model, not a curated record.